Messenger RNA from Nematostella vectensis (starlet sea anemone), 573 nucleotides. Its product is annotated as zonadhesin-like. Bases 1 to 573 code for a protein of 190 amino acids. Lineage: Eukaryota; Metazoa; Cnidaria; Anthozoa; Actiniaria; Edwardsiidae. The record is from RefSeq and is a predicted model, not a curated record. The transcript is spliced from 2 exons.
AUGGACAAUGAAUUAGGAAGGCGAGUACCCUCUAAUGGUGCUACUGUACCCUCUAAUGGUACUACUGUACCCUAUAAUGGUACUACUGUACCCUAUAAUGGUACUACUGUACCCUCUAAUGGUGCUACUGUACCCCCUAAUGGUGCUACUGUACCCACUAAUGGUGCUACUGUACCCUCUAAUGGUGCUACUGUACCCUAUAAUGGUGCUACUGUACACUCUAAUGGUACUACUGUACCCUCUAAUGGUACUACUGUACCCUAUAAUGGUCCUACUGUACCCUCUAAUGGUACUACUGUACCCUCUAAUGGUACUACUGUACCCUAUAAUGGUCCUACUGUACCCUCUAAUGGUGCUACUGUACCCCCUAAUGGUGCUACUGUACCCUCUAAUGGUACUACUGUACCCUCUAAUGGUACUACUGUACCCUCUAAUGGUACUACUGUACCCCCUAAUGGUGCUACUGUACCCUCUAAUGGUACUACUGUACCCUUUAAUGGUACUACUGUACCCUCUAAUGGUCCUACUGUACCCUCUAAUGGUGCUACUGUACGAGUGGACUGUACCCUCUAA